GUGACGUGAUAAGGUGCUGUCUGUGUGGUAUUCAUGGUAUUUAGUCCGUGAGCAGACUGCGAACUUGGUACAGCCUAGGUAGUUGGCGAUAACGGAUUUAUACAAAAAUUGCGAAUAUUAUUCAAUAUUUGCGUGCUGUUACUUGAGGCAACAUGUUUUAAACAAAGUGUUGUAAUCCGCGUCGGAUGUUCAGGCACAGUAACUUAGAAAGUUGAUGUAAAAUCGACAGACGGCAAGAAGACAGUAACGCCAGAUAUGUCAUAUGGAUGAACGAUUAGCUGUGGAUCAAGUUGGAUAAUUGUGGAGUACCUUUGAGGUUUCACUUCAUAUUUCCCUGCACAGAUGUUGUAGAACUAAAUCCGCACAUGAUAUCAGUAUAAACUGUUCUGAAGGAUCUCCGCUGACUAUAUGUACUACCGCAAUGGUGAAGGACGAAUGUAAGACCCUUUUAGAUGCCCUUAACAAAGUGUCUGCCUGCUAUAGACACUUGGUCAUCUGUGCUGGUGGGUCAUCAGACUCUCAGAAUUUACGCGAAGAACUGAAGAAAACCAGACAAAAGGCACAGGUCCUGGCAAUUGCCAACAAAGCAAAGCUAACAACUAUUUUAAAAGACAAAACUAUCAGCAAGGAUGACCGAGCUGAAUUCGAAAGGCUGUGGGUGGUAUUUUCAACAUGCAUGGAGAUUUUGGAGAUUGACAUGAGAAAAGCUCUGGAUCUGGGUCAGGAGUUUCCACUGAACCUUCCCACAAAACACCUCAUCCAGACUGGCAUGGUUGGGGGGACAUCUGCUGUGGCUGCCCGUGCCAUGAGUGUACAGAACAUGAAGUACGAAGAGGGCAACGACAUAGACACUGUCGAUCUGAAUGACUUGGAGCAAGAUAUCAAUGAAAUCGGGGAAAUGAUGUACGAUAUGGAGAUGAAGGUGAAUGUACUUCAGUGGACUGUGGAAGCGAAGCAAGAACUGGCUACUGAACUUAAGUCUGCUGCCAGUGCUGGCAGUUCAUCGCUUGGCAUGAUGCCCGUGAACGAGGCUAGAAACAAAAAGCUGUGUGACACCAGUAAAGUCUUUGCUAGCACAAUGUUCACUGCUGUAUUAAUAUUUGCCAUUGUUCUCGCUAUAUGUGUUGUGAAAUUUGCUUAACACUUCAAUGUUGAUAUGUUUUCAUUUGCACAAGGAAACAACUUGAGACAGAGAUAGUAGGAACUGCAGAUGCUGGAGAAUCUGA
Rhincodon typus (whale shark) is the source of this 1226-nucleotide messenger RNA. RefSeq names its product regulator of G protein signaling 9 binding protein. The transcript has a single exon. Gene Ontology annotation, cellular component: neuron projection; photoreceptor outer segment. Gene Ontology annotation, biological process: G protein-coupled receptor signaling pathway; detection of light stimulus involved in visual perception. Bases 422 to 1141 code for a protein of 239 amino acids. The record is from RefSeq and is a predicted model, not a curated record. NCBI's taxonomy places the organism in Eukaryota, Metazoa, Chordata, Chondrichthyes, Orectolobiformes, Rhincodontidae.